CACUAAAUAUGGCAACUGUACUUCCAAAAAUCGAGCAGCUUUCUUCUCGCGUUUUGCGGAUAUUAGGCUGCAAUCCUGGUAGUUUCAGGUUGCAGGGAACCAAUUCAUAUCUGGUUGGAACAGGUAAAAGGAGAAUCUUGAUUGACACCAGUGAUCCUGACAUCCCUGAAUACAGCAAGACUCUCGCCAAAGUUUUGAAGGAGCACAACCUGGGCAUACAGGAGAUCAUAGUGACACAUUGGCAUCUGGAUCAUGUUGGGGCAGUGCCUGACAUCUUUAAGGAGCUGGCCCUUGACGACACACCAGUUUCAAAAAUCAAAAGGAAGCGUGUUCCAGACUUCAACAUUGGACCAAAUGCAAAAUAUAACUUCAUCGAGGAUAAUCAUACAUUUAAAACUGAAGGUGCUUCAUUGAAACUCUUUCAUACCCCUGGCCAUGCUGAGGACCACGCAGCUCUGCUGUUAGAGGAAGAAAAUGCUAUAUUUUCAGGGGAUUGUAUCCUGGGAGAGGGUACAUGUGUGUUCGAAGAUCUCUAUGACUACAUGAAUUCCUUAGACAAGAUUCGCAAGUUCAACCCUGUGUGUAUUUACCCAGGCCAUGGGCCCGUCGUCACAAACGGUGUAGAAAAGUGUACGGAAUACAUUAACCAUAGGUUACUACGGGAAAACCAGAUAGUGGCCGUCCUGAAAGAGCAUGCUGGGAAAUGGAUGAGUGCGAUGGAUAUUGUCAAGAUAGUUUAUGCAGAGACACCAGAAAGCCUCCAUUUCGCUGCUGCAGGGAAUGUGAUGCUGCACCUCGGGAAGUUGUCCAGAGAGGAUAGAGUUGAUCAUGAGGGUGAUCUCGAGGCAGUGAAGGCAGUGUUCGAUUUGGCGAAAUCUGAAAUGGAGAGUGCUAUGGGGAGUGUAGAGGACAUCAAGUGGAAAUGGAAAGUCUCGGCUGGGCUGUAGAGGCAGGGCUGUAGUGGCAAGGCUGAGGGGUGUCGAGUGCAACCGGAAUCAGGCAAGGAUUCUGCUUCAGCGAUCUUGAAUCGUGAUGUCAUCCUCAACAGUGUCCACCACGUUAAACCCUUUGCUACUUGCAGGGUUUUGGCAGUGUACCGUACCCUAUCCCCGCAACCGUUACAGACCGGGUGACCUGGAUCCCAGCUUGGCUCAGGAAAAGUUUCAAUGUGAAGUAGCUGGCAUUAUUGGGGACUAGGUCUGCAUUGAGUUAAGUGCAGUGCUGCCAUCUUGUUUUUCAGGUGCUACCAAUCAAAAACUGUGAUAGCCCGAUUAUAUGUAUGUGUCAGUUGUAAAAUUAUGUAAGUUAGUGAAACUUCUAUGAAUUGUCUUGUAAGAUGAAAUGAAGAAAUUUUGAUAUUUAGAUUCAGGUUUAUAGAUGAAAAAUAGAUAAUAAUAAAUUAAUGAAAUUU
Messenger RNA from Lineus longissimus, 1411 nucleotides. Its product is annotated as endoribonuclease LACTB2-like. Gene Ontology annotation, molecular function: RNA endonuclease activity; single-stranded RNA binding. The transcript is spliced from 7 exons. Gene Ontology annotation, cellular component: mitochondrial matrix. The coding region runs from base 9 to 947 and encodes 312 amino acids. NCBI's taxonomy places the organism in Eukaryota, Metazoa, Nemertea, Pilidiophora, Heteronemertea, Lineidae. The record is from RefSeq and is a predicted model, not a curated record.